AUGAUGGUGUUCUGCGCACUCGCUUCAUAUCACCACAAGAACAUGUUGCCCUUGUUACCAGUGUUCCCUACCAUAGGCUACCUGGGCUAUAAAGCACAUUACUGUUACGGAAAUAAAACAAAUAUAAUCAACGAGGCUGCUGAGAAACUUCUUCAAAGUGACGUAGAUCUCAUAGCUCCUAUUCCACCCUCAGUGCAGGAUGUACGAAAUCGAAUGAAGGAACUGAAAGAACUGAAACGGGAAGAGGACUUGUGUCAUCGCGCUCCUUCUAUGUUUCAGAUGGGACAAACGAUAUCCACAGGAGGAAGUAACGCUGCGGAGCUCAAAAUGCUCAAUGAUGAUUUUAUUGAAGCCGAAGUUGUGCUGAAGAACCUGCAAGCUGCCACACAGGGGCUGUCAGAGUGUUUAUUGAUUGAACGACAAGAACGCUUCACAUGGGAAUUUCUUGGCAUCGGCACUAUGGCAGUCGUUCUUCUAGCAGCCGGUGCCUUCAGUAAAAGAAAGUAUAUUCAGGAUUUUGCCAUUCCCAUUGCACCGCUUGUUAUGGGACUGGGAUAUAGGUAUGACUGCGCUUUUGGAACGAAUCACGAGCAAGUCAGAGAUAAUGCUGCGAGAGCAUGA
Molecule: messenger RNA, 621 nt
Organism: Cooperia oncophora
Lineage: Eukaryota; Metazoa; Nematoda; Chromadorea; Rhabditida; Trichostrongylidae
Source: the annotation of a GenBank genome assembly